Limulus polyphemus (Atlantic horseshoe crab) is the source of this 468-nucleotide messenger RNA. RefSeq lists its product as uncharacterized. NCBI's taxonomy places the organism in Eukaryota, Metazoa, Arthropoda, Merostomata, Xiphosura, Limulidae. The transcript has a single exon. The annotation marks the transcript as partial. The record is from RefSeq and is a predicted model, not a curated record.
AUGCCACCUGAAAUAGGAGAACCCAUCACAUCUAUAUCUGUUAGUACUACUGUUGUGCCAUCUGAAAUAGGAGAACCCAUCACAUCUAUAUCUGUUAGUAUAACUGUUGUAACAUGUGAAAUAGGAGAACCCAUCACAUCUAUAUCUGUUAGUACUACUGUUGUGCCAUCUGAAAUAGGAGAACCCAUCACAUCUAUAUCUGUUAGUACUACUGUUAUGCCAUCUGAAAUUGCAGAACCCAUCACAUCUAUAUCUGUUAGUACUACUGUUGUGCCAUAUGAAAUAGGAGAACCCAUCACAUCUAUAUCUGUUUGUACUACUGUUGUGACAUGUGAAAUAGGAGAACCCAUCACAUCUAUAUCUGUUAGUACUACUGUUAUGCCAUCUGAAAUUGCAGAACCCAUCACAUCUAUAUCUGUUAGUACUACUGUUGUGCCAUCUGAAAUAGAACCCAUCACAUCUAUAUCU